Molecule: messenger RNA, 741 nt
Organism: Triticum turgidum subsp. durum (durum wheat)
Lineage: Eukaryota; Viridiplantae; Streptophyta; Magnoliopsida; Poales; Poaceae
Source: the annotation of a GenBank genome assembly
AUGGCGCGCGGCGGCCGCUCCGAGAAGAGCGGCGGCGGGUGCGGGCGGUGCUGCCUGGGGUUCCUGCUCAAGCUCCUCGCCUUCCUGCAGGCCUUCGCCGCCCUCUCCGCCGUCCUCUACGCCGCCUCCAUCCUCUCCCGGUGGGCGCGCCACCAUGAGCUCCACAUCCACCACCUCCUCCCAGACCUAUGGUUCGCGUGCGCCGUCAUGGCCGCCGGCCUCCUCUACUGCGCCAUCCUCCUCGCGGGCUACGUCGCCGCCGAGGUCAGCAGCGGGUGCUGCCUCUGCUUCUACACCGGCUUGGCAAUGGUGAUGAUGCUGCUCGAGGCCGCCGUGGCCGGACGCAUCCUCCUCAACGAGCACUGGAUCCAGGAUCUGCCGCAUGACCGCACCGGAGAGCUUGAGAACCUCGUCUCCUUUGUCAAUGCCAACCUCGACCUCUGCAAAUGGGCUGCUCUCGCUACCGUUGCCACUCAGGCACUCUCGCUUUUCUUGGCGAUGGUUCUACGAGCCAUGGUUUCACCCACGAGUGGUGACUAUGACAGUGAUGAAGAUUUUGUGGUCAUAAGGAGGCCGCUGCUUAUUGCCCGAGGAGCUCCAUCCUAUCUCCCUACCACCGCCGACCCCAGGGGUGGUCAUCCGAACUUAUGGAGCUCAUCAAUGAGGCAGAAGUAUGGACUGAACUCCUCGGGGGACUACACCUACAACACACUGGGUCAAAAUGCAGUGCCACCGCAGUGA